UACAUUCUUGAAAGAUGAAAAAAUAUAUAAAUUAUAGAAGUAAAGUUUCAAAUAUACCAAUGAUGGAAUUAAACCAUGCUCUUAAAAUAUGCUGAAAUAUGCAAUUGUGACCUGUUCUGGUAAAUUUAAGAAUGCUUUUUAACAUUUGCAGUGUACGUGAGGAAAACUCUGAAAUAGAGAUAACAGCAAUUAUUAUGUUGUAAGUCAGAACUUGACAUAUCAGAUUAGCAGCUUCUUCAAGAUCAAGAUCGAUUAUAUGGAGGAUUUUUGUAAAUACCAAAUUACUAUAAAAGACCCAGUAAUACUCUCAUUGACUAAGUCAUUAUUUUAUGACCAUGGGUACAGAUGUUCCAUCAGACUUAAAGCUCCCCGAGAUCACGUGGUAUCAAUACAGUUUACUAGAUUUGAUGUCGGUCAUCCCCAUAUGGUAUACUGUGACGACAGUUUACAUGUAUUUGAUGGUGAGGACGAAGAUGCAGACGAAAUAACUGCAUCAAAAGGUCUUUGCGGUGUAACUAUUCCUCGACCACUUGUAUCUUCAGGACGAGACGUCAUAAUAAAGUUUAAAAGUCGGUAUAUGAGUAUUGGUACUGGAUUCCAAGCAGUAGUAACUCCUAUGCAAGCUGAUGAGAUAAUCAGAUGUGACAAAUCAUUAUUCCAAUGUGGAGAUGGUUACUGUAUUAACAAGACGUAUGUGUGUGAUGGGUACUAUAACUGUAUGAAUGAAAAAGAUGAAUCAGCAAAGUUUGCUCAUUGUCCAGGCGUUACAGCGGUAUGGACUGAUUUCUCUCGGUUAAUGAAGAUUUCCUUUGGAGUUUUAUUAGCACUGAGUGUACUGUCGAUUGCUGGUCUGGCAAUAUUUUUUACUAACCGAAAAGAACAAAAACGAUACAAAGUGGAUCACAAGAAUUAACUUCAAUAUGAAUUAUAGUAUUUCCUGUAUGUCAGUUUUAUUUUGAUUUACUGUACGAAUAAACUGACAAAACAAGAAUGUAUUAUUGUUUAACGUCACGGGAAUAUCAGUUAUCCUUAUCGAUUAAAUACAGAAUUUUGCAAAAGAUUCGGCGUCGUAUUUCUCUUUUUUUUAGGUUUGUCUUCAAUGUUAUUUUAACUUCACUAGCCCUUUUAUGAAUAUAAACCGCCUCGGUUUUCUCGUAGUAGCGUGCUCGGUCGGAGCUUUGAGACAUUUUCGUGGACUCGAUUCCCGGUCAGGUCAAAGAUAAGACCUGAACAAUUGUAAAUGCUGCUUCUCCGCUAAGCAUCUGGAAAUUUGGUCGCAUACCGCAAGAUUUAUAAAACAAAUGUAGACGAGAAUCGCGAAAUAAUUUCUAACAUAGUAGGAACAAGAGAAGUAAGGACAUUGCACUAGAGAAUUUGAUCAAUAAUUGGUGAAAAAAAAUGUUUGCUUUAUUGCAAAUGAUAGGAAUGCACUUAAUGACUUUUGUGAAGUAACGUUAUCAACAAAUGCGGAAGUAGUCACAGGAGAAAAUCAAAUUGUUGAUAAACUUCUUGUUGACGAAGUUUUUCUGUUUCUGUUUCUGUUUGUAUAAAAAUCGUUAAAUAUUUGACUUAAAGGAAUAUUACAGAAACUUGUGAUAUAACUCGCAUCAGGAUUAGCAUUUCAGUGCACAAAAGUAUUUCAUAACUGACUAAUUCAUAACAUGUACGUUCUGAUCAUGACUAUAAAGCAUGGGUUAAUGCAGUUGCUAAAUCCUAUUAUAACAACUGCAUGAGAGUAAAUAGAAAUAAUCUCAAAGCUUAUAUAUGACAUUUGGAGCGCACACAGGACAUGUUACGUUUGAACAUAGGUUUCAGUAGUAGCAUUUACAAGAAAUUUACAUACUUUCCUCAUUGAUUUGGUCGGACUUAACUGAACUAAUCAAACUAGAAUUGACUUUUUUGCACUUCUCACAUAACUACGUCAAUAAUCUUUGAUUACAGACUAGGGAAUAACAAAUAUUAUAUCAAAAGGCUGUUGCAUGAAUUAAUAUUGGUGAAUAUUGUUCCGAGUAGACUUUUAUAGUGCACACGCUUGUGAGCUUGCGAGUGCAAUGUGAUAUACUCAGAGGGAAAAUAUUUCUCAAUAUAAGUGCAAUCUUCUUUUUAUAAUAUAAAACCAAACUAUUUCAACAUCAUUGAUGAUGCUUCGUCCAAUUGUAAAGACAAAAUUUUUAUUAGAACCUAGUUGCGUGCAAAUAUCGAAAUAUCGUUUUAUUCGGAACCUCUCUAGUGCGUACAAACUUUCAACAGGAAGUAUAGAAUAAAAUGUAGGUCAAGAUACAAUAUUAUCACUCAUCCCCAAUUCUCUACUUUUUUGAGGAAAAAAAUAUUGUAGGGUCAUUCCUAGUUGGAUUUUAGUCAACUUGGUACCAAUAGAAGCAGAAUUGUCACAGCAAAAGGCCACAUAUGAACUCAUUAAAUACUUGCAGGUGUUUUGAGCGCCGAGAGCGUAGGACACAUACUACAUCAUCGGAUUACGUCCCAAUUCUGACUGGACAGCCAAACGAACUUCUCUCUGUAGUAUAAGUUUAACUGAUGGGUAGAAGUCCAGAUGACCAUAUUUCUGUACUCCUGUCAACCCUUGUCAUUUAUAAAAUUAAAUCAGUUGAAGGUACCGUUUGGUAAUGAUUCUUACCACUAAUAUCUAUUUCUAAAAGUAACAAUGGAUUAUUACAAAAGGAAGAGGGUGAUCAAGCAAUACUAUUGGACAAUAGUUUUGAAUAUUUUGUCAGUAAGCAAUGAGAAUUGGAUAUAGUUUACAAGAAUAUAAUCGAUAAUCUUUCAUUUACCGUUUUAGUCCAGAUAUUAUAAGUUAAUAUAAAGGAACGUUGACAUUGAAAUAUUGUCAACUCUGUUGAACAUAGAAAGUUUAACGAUUUUGCUAGUAAAUCUAACAUAUUCUUUUAAUUCAAAUAUUUAAGUAGAAGAUGUUCCUGCAGUUUGGAAGAAGCUGGAUCACCACAAACAAAAUUUAAAUAAUUUAGAAAAAAUUAAAGCAUUCUUCCCACACUUUCUCUAUUAUCAUUUAUUUUUUGUCUUGAUCCUUCCUUUUUGGUAACAAAAAAAAAAGAAGUUUUAAAACAUCAUACAUGAGGACAAAUUUUACUACCAUAGGGAACAUUAAAAACAAAUCUUAUCUUCUAAAGCAAUUAACAAUCUAGGGAGGAAAAUAAGUCACGUGGUGAAAUCAAUCUUUAAUAUUAUUUAUGAUAUUGGUGAAAGGAGAAAAGUCAUGACGAAAAGUAAUUAUGAGCCCUAUUUUGUACUGUGCAGCGGAUUCAUCAAAACAUACUGUGUCUUAUACAUGUACAACGAAUUCAUCAAAUCAUACUGUGUCUUGUACAUGUACAACGAAUUCGUGAAAUCAUACUAUGUCUUGUACGUGUACAACAGAUUCAUAAAAUCAUACUGCAACUAGUGCAUACACAGUUACACAGUGGAUUCUUUAAAAACACACUGUGUCUUGUACAUACAUUACGGAAUACCAAAAUAAUAAAAUCAUUCUGUGUCGCAGUCGACGUCUAAAGCGCUUUUCAAAAUUAACUUUCACCAGGAACGCUGAAAACCGAAUAUUUGAAAGCCAAGGAUGUAUAAGAACCAAAAUAUGUGAAGAGUAAUUUUAUCUAAAGGGACCUAAACAUUUAAGUCAACUUU
Molecule: messenger RNA, 3654 nt
Organism: Mytilus californianus (California mussel)
Lineage: Eukaryota; Metazoa; Mollusca; Bivalvia; Mytilida; Mytilidae
Product: low-density lipoprotein receptor class A domain-containing protein 3-like
Exons: 6
Coding region: 257-913 (218 amino acids)
Molecular function (GO): protein binding
Source: RefSeq, a predicted model, not a curated record